CUAAGAUCUGAUGUCAAUCGAAGUGUUAAUCUGCACCGUGAUUGUACCUCCCCGCCUAUUCUCGUACUAUAGUGGGCGCUUCCAACACAUGAAUCCUGCCUGCCUGUACAUUCACAAGCUUCGGCCGGUGAAUGAUGUGUUUUCGAUGACGCCAUGUUCCUGCUUCACAUGAUGGAGAAGGAAGGAAUGCCAUGGCUUAAGCUCUUCUAGGGGGUAAUCAAGGUUGUGGAUUGCCGCUUCCCUCCCCUCCAUCAUCGGUCUAUAUAAACUUCUUUCAUCCCCCCUUCAUCUCUCAAACUUCUCCUCCUCAUCACAACACAAUCUCAGAUCCUCAUCUCAACUUUAAAUCAAUCUUCACACAAACAAACAACCAACAACCAAUCACAAUGGAUUCCAUCAAGCAGGGCGCCAACUACGUCGGUGAGAAGGUUCAGCAGGCCACCUCUGGUGCCUCCAAGGAGACCAACAAGCAGGUCGCCAAGGACUCCGAUGCCCCCGUUGGCACUCGUGCCUCCGCUGCCAAGGACGCUCUCGGUGACAAGGUGGACGAGUCCAAGCACGACGCCAAGGGCGAGGCCCACAAGCAGGCCAUCUAAAUGGACUGAG
Molecule: messenger RNA, 606 nt
Organism: Trichoderma harzianum CBS 226.95
Lineage: Eukaryota; Fungi; Ascomycota; Sordariomycetes; Hypocreales; Hypocreaceae
Exons: 2
Coding region: 387-596 (69 amino acids)
Source: RefSeq, a predicted model, not a curated record